UAGAGUGGUUAGUGAGUCAUAACCUAUUUACCUAGUCUUCAUGAACCAAUAAAGGACAUAGGUGCUCCCUCUACUUUAUCUAUCUUGCUCAAUUAUAUUUUCGUUAUAUUAUUAUUAUAUUGCAUCAUUGUGCAUGCAAUAUUUUCGAUAUUCGUUAUAUUAUUAUUAUAUUGCAUUAUUUUCGUUAAACAUGCAAGGACUAGUGUCUUAAUCUAUCAUUAAAUUAGGCUUUAACUGGAUUUUAGAGAACAUUAUUAUUGUGCAUGCAAUGUAUUUCGGAGAAAAAAAACAAAGAACCCUAAUUAGAGAGUGUAUUUAGGCAUUUUAUGACAAUUAAUUUUAAAAGCAUAAAAAAUCUAAUGUGUUUGAAAAUUUUAAAUAAAAUUUACAUCGAAAAAGAAAAAGUAUAUAUGAAGGAAAAUCUAGAUUUCAAAAACCUAUCUCAAAGCAACAGAAAAGAGGAACCCUACAAGGCAUAUUGAAUAAACAACACUAGAUCUCUAUCAAAAAAAAAAAAUUUCGGUUGUAGAUAAUCGAGCAAGUUGCCAUUUAAAAAACGUAUAUAAUAGAUGAAAAUGAUUAAAAUCCUAGUCCUGAAACGCAUGGUAUAUAUUUCAUUGCUACAUUACCAUGAAUUGAUUAUUCGUUAAUAAUUCGUUGGGAAAAGAAACAUAUAGAGCAAAUACAAACAAAUGUAUGAGAGGGAUGAAGAAAGAAAGCAAAGUUUGGAAGGGGCCCUUAACAUGUCCUCUAACGUCAAAAAUACAUUAUUCUUCAUUACUACUAUUACUUUCACCCUCUCAUCACACUCACUCAACCUUUCAUUUUUCUUAUUACCUAAUUCAUCAGAUCCAUAUUAGAACACAAUACGAUCCCUUAACAUCUCUCUUUCUCUCUAGACUCAACAAGCUCAUAUAUCAUGUCAUCUCCUGGAGAUAGAGGAAAGAACUUUAUGGAAUCAUCAGGAUCAGAGCCACCGGUAACACCAAGCCGUUACGAGUCACAGAAGAGACGCGACUGGAACACUUUCGGACAGUACUUGAAGAACCAGAGACCACCCGUGCCGAUGUCUCACUGCAGCUGCAACCACGUGCUUGAUUUCCUCAGGUACUUAGACCAGUUCGGUAAGACAAAGGUGCACGUGUUUGGCUGUAUGUUCUACGGCCAGCCUGAGCCACCAGCUCCUUGCACGUGCCCUCUCAGACAAGCUUGGGGAAGUCUUGACGCUUUGAUCGGACGGCUGAGAGCAGCUUAUGAGGAAAACGGUGGAUCUCCGGAAACAAACCCUUUCGCUACUGGAGCAAUAAGGGUUUAUUUGAGGGAGGUUAGGGAGUGUCAGGCUAAGGCUAGAGGGAUUCCUUACAAGAAGAAAAAGAAGAAGCCAAAGACGGAGAUGAGUGGUGGAAGAGACGACUCUUCUUCCUCAUCCUCCUCCUUCAACUUCUCUUGAAAGACUUUAUGGAUCAAUAACAUCUCAGAGAUGGAUCAAAUGUAAAAGAGGCCUCAAAUCUACCUACUACUGAUGAUCAAGAAGUCAACAUAUCUUCGGAUCUUCAUCCACUCUUUCUCUUCCGUAGCUAUCGAUCGGUUAUGUAUUUCCAUAAGCUAUAUUCUCUUAUUAAGCUCAUUUGAAUAAGUGUAUAGAUUAUACAGUGUAAAGACAAGUUUGUUUUGUACUUCUAUGCCAGCGUACUUCUUGUCUUACGUAAGUCAAACACAUUUCUAUGAGAUAUUAAUGGCGGAAUAACCUGAUCA
This is a messenger RNA of Brassica rapa (field mustard), 1755 nucleotides long. RefSeq names its product protein LIGHT-DEPENDENT SHORT HYPOCOTYLS 10. Gene Ontology annotation, cellular component: nucleus. Gene Ontology annotation, biological process: mRNA transcription; response to light stimulus. Lineage: Eukaryota; Viridiplantae; Streptophyta; Magnoliopsida; Brassicales; Brassicaceae. The record is from RefSeq and is a predicted model, not a curated record.